GUCACAUAACAUAAUUUUCUUUACAUCUUCUGUGUCUUCACAAGGGCCUUCAGGAGGUUUAGAGCUUGAGGGUUGUGGAAGCAUCAUUAAGGACUCCAGUGACUGGACUAAACGUAAACCUGAAGUGAACAGUACAGGUGCAGAUGAGGCUCCAACUUACAGCCUACAGUCUGAAGCAGGACACUUUGAAUGCAGCCUCUCUGGCUUGCGCUGGAUCUGUAAGGGAAAGGUCAGCUUUAAGUACCAGUUCAGCUCUGUGGAGGAACACAUGGAGAGGAUCAAAAGCAUGCAAUACAUGCCUGCAGGUCCCCUAAUGAACAUCACAGUCCUUGCUGGGAAGUUAGAUGAAGUGCACCUGCCACACUGGAUCUGCAUAGAUGACAACCCUACGAUAUUAGACAAGUUUGCAGUCCUGCACAUAGAUGACUGUGGAGAUAAUGUGGAAAAAGUGUCUGAGGUCACAUCGUCCCAUGUCAAGCUGUGUGAACCCGUUUUCUCUCUAAAAAUGGCCAUAUUGAGAUUUUUGGGCCUUUCAGUGGAAAUAUAUUGUAACGUGUUAAUAUACAAGACCGACACAGAUUUCCUCACACUCCAUGCUUAUCUGAUCCCACGAGAUCCUGGUCGACAACAGGAAUUGGACAAGAGAAAUGUAUCCUACGGAUACAGAGUAAUCAGAAAGUCACAUCCAGAGAAGUCCCUGAAAAUGAAUGAUAGUUUCAUCUUAACCACAGAUUUGAACAGUGCAGAAAUUUAUCCUGAGGAGUUAAUUCUCAGGUACGAAAACCCAAAUUACAUCGAAGUGUUCAUUGACAAUCCAGACAAAAAGUUCAAGCUCCAGCUCACAAAUGAAAAUGAGCAUCAACCAGUAUGGACGUGUACAAUUCGACCAAAUGACUACCCAAGCACUGUUCAUUCACAAGGGGAGCACUUUGUGGAUAAACAUAGAGCCGUGCUGAUCGCUCGAGUGAGCAACAUUGAGUCCAUUUUGGAUGAGCUCCUCGACAAAAAAGUCAUCACAACACAGGAGGCUUAUGAUAAAAUCUUGGCUAUCCCUGACAUGAGGGAGAAGCUGAGGAAGCUCUACUCUGGUCCCCUGAAUGCUGCUGGAUAUGAAGGCAAAGAAGUCUUCUACAAAAUCCUUGAGGAAAAGGAGAAAUAUCUCAUUGCUGAGCUCAAGAACUCUACCUGAACAAAAAAAUAUUUAUUAUAUUAUAACAAUGGGAAAAUAUUUAUAUUGGUGCUAUGUCUCUGUGGGGGUUUUCUAAAAAAAUUUAAAAUGCUUUGAAGUUCAUAUUAAAACAGCUGUUUCCUUUCAUUUUCAUGUAAAUUAGUUUAAAUGUGUAUGAGGCGUGGUGCCUCUUCUGCCUGAUCAGUGAGGAUCAUGAUGAGAUGAGUUUUACUUCAAGUUGGAAACCAGAUUCAUCAAAUGUUUAUCAGACAAUCAUUUAAGAAAUGAAUGGAGGUUCUCACCAGACAUUUAAUGUUUUUAUCCAACAAACAACAAAUGGAAUGGAAGUGUUUUUAAUCCAAUUAUUUCAUGUAAAUAACUGAUUGGUGUGUUGAUGUAAUGAAGCUUAGAAAUGAGGGCUCAUUUUUCCCUCCAGGUUUUUUUUCAUUUUAAAUGUGCUCAUUGAUUAGACAUUUAUUUAUGCAUGUGUUCAGAGGGAUACUUUCUGAUAAUUUUCACAACAUUGUGCUUCUUUCUCAAAACCUAACGUGAUAUUUACAUAGUAGUACAGUAUAGGGAUCAGCUUCUCC
Molecule: messenger RNA, 1758 nt
Organism: Anarrhichthys ocellatus (wolf-eel)
Lineage: Eukaryota; Metazoa; Chordata; Actinopteri; Perciformes; Anarhichadidae
Product: NACHT, LRR and PYD domains-containing protein 1b allele 2-like
Exons: 8
Coding region: 269-1189 (306 amino acids)
Biological process (GO): inflammatory response; regulation of apoptotic process; innate immune response
Source: RefSeq, a predicted model, not a curated record